Paramecium sonneborni is the source of this 746-nucleotide messenger RNA. The record is from the annotation of a GenBank genome assembly. NCBI's taxonomy places the organism in Eukaryota, Ciliophora, Oligohymenophorea, Peniculida, Parameciidae.
AUGAUGUAUCAAUUCUCAAGACUGGAAAAAACAGUAAUGAUUGAUUGUAAAUUUAAUAGAUGAUUGAGUUAUUCAAAUUUGAGAAUUUACAAAUAAUUAAUAUUUAGUAAGAAAAUUUGAAACAGAUCUUUAAAAACCAGAUUAUUAUUUAUUAUAAUACGUAGUAGUAUAAAGGGAGAAUUCAAUAAAGAAUUAAUGUGUACAAAAUGAAUAGAAUGACCGAAAGCAAUAUCAUUUAAUUUUAACAGCUGUAAUGAUAAAAUUGAUAAAUGUAGAUCCUCAAAAAGUACAAUAAUUAGCUAUGGAACUUUGAUCACAUAUAAUUCUUAAUUAGACCAUAUUUUAGAAGUGAAAGAAAGAGAAUACAAAUAAAAUAUGGAGCUUCAAAUAUAGGUAAGAUAAAAGAAUCUCUUAGAAGUGGCUAAUGGAAGAAAGAAUAAUUAGAAUUUGAGGAAGAAAUUUAUAAUGUAGACAAAGAGUUUAAUAAAAUUAACAUUAACAUGUUAGAGUGAAUAAAAUGUAGAUGAAAUAUUUACUUAUUUGAUGACUAAUAAAUCUAAAUUGCAAAUUGAAUCUGCAAUGAUGUAAAGUGUUGAUUACUUAGAGGAUUUCAAAAGUAAAUAAAUUCUAAGAAAUGUUAAAUUAUACAAACAAGAUGUCUUAUAAAUAUGAUGAUAUAGAGAGGCACGACAGAGGAUAUAAAAUUCAGGUUUUUCUAAAGGGAGGGGACGAUAAAACUAUGUAUA